AUGACAUUAUACGUUCCCAAUCCUCAGAAGUUGGUGGAUUUCUUUGAUCGUGUUAGUAGCGAUAAAACGUCUCUAAAUCAAUAUGGAGGUGGACGACGUUUAUCAGUGAUACCAGUUGACUACUCAAAAGCGAUCGACGAUAAGACCUAUCCUAUAAAAGCGGUCUUACCGGCAGAACAAACGACAGCUCAAGCCAAGUCUGAGCUUGAAAGACAGGAUAUAAAUCCGGCUAGUGUCGUAGAUAUGCUUCAGUCAUCUUCCAGCAGUCAACGUCGAGGGACCAAGCGUAAGAGAAGCUCGUCAAGAGGUCAUUCAUCAGCAAAGCGACGGCGUUUGACUGGUAAAACCUCCAGCGAUGGUCCUUUUGAGUUCAGAAUUAGCGGUCAGAACUCCAUGGACUAUUUGGAUUUGAAAAAUUCAAGGAUAUUUGUGAAGGUAAAAGUUACAAAGGCGGAUGGAAGUGCCAUUGGAGAGAAGGCGGACAAUAAGGUCGCUCCUACCAAUAUGUUUCUUCAGGCGUUGUUUUCUACCGUGGAAGUCACGCUUCAAAACAAGGCCACCAUUACGUGUAACUACAACCCAUACAGAGCCUACAUACCAACUAUACUGAAGUAUGGGCGGGAUGCUGCUGAUAGCCAGCUUACCACACAGUGCUUUAUCAUGGACGAUGCAGACUCUCCCGGAGUUGUCGAUCCUAAUGGUACUAACAACGGACUUUUUCUGAGGAACAAAUUAAUAGCGGGGUCCGCGUCGUUAGAUAUGCAAGGCUGUAUAUUCCACGAUCUGUUCGAUAUGAGUAGAUUUCUAUUGAACGAGGUUGACCUGAAAAUCAAGCUUUAUAGGAGUCCGAUAGAGUUUUGUCUGUGUGCGGCAGAUGCGGUACCCUAUCAGUUGGUCAUUGAAGACAUUUACAUUCUCGCAAGAAAGAUCCGGGUGAAUCCCGCUGUCAUUUUUGGUCAUUCCAAGAUACUAGAGAAGCAAAAUGCUCUUUACCCCUACAAUAAGGUGGAGGUGAAAUCAGUCAGUAUUGCAGCAGGUUCCACCACGUACAGUUGGGAUAAUAUGUACCAAGGCAGACGUCCCAACAAGUUAAUCGUGGGGUUCGUGAAAAGUAAGGCAGUGAGCGGGAAUAUUGGUACUAACCCGUUUAAUUUUGAGAACUGCUCCAUUCAGCAAAUCACUGUGUAUUGUGACGGUCUUCCCGUCGGAUCUAACCCGCUUAAGCUGGACUUUAGUGCUUCUGGCACCUCCACCAUACGUGCCUACACCAACUUGCUUUUAUCUAGCGGGAAGUGGAGGCAAGAUGAAGGCAACCAGUUAGAUAGAUCUCACUUUAUAGGUGGUUCUACGUUGUUCGUGUUUGAACUAGAGCCUGAUUUCUCCCAUCACGGAGAGUAUUUGUCACUAAUGAAAUCUGGGGAUGUACGACUAGACGUCGUCUUUAAGAAUCCGUUAUCAGAGCCUAUGAGCUGCAUCGUGUACAGCGAGGGUCCUGGCUAUUUCGAAGUAAACAAGGAGCGAGAUAUAAUUUUGUCGUAA
Molecule: messenger RNA, 1539 nt
Organism: Mya arenaria
Lineage: Eukaryota; Metazoa; Mollusca; Bivalvia; Myida; Myidae
Exons: 3
Coding region: 1-1539 (512 amino acids)
Source: RefSeq, a predicted model, not a curated record